Molecule: messenger RNA, 1005 nt
Organism: Angiostrongylus costaricensis
Lineage: Eukaryota; Metazoa; Nematoda; Chromadorea; Rhabditida; Metastrongylidae
Source: the annotation of a GenBank genome assembly
CCAACGCGAUGGUCAGAGUUCUUCACGAAAACCCUAGAAGAAAAAUACGGUGCUCAACGGGUCCUUAGAGCUAGCAGAACCCACUGGGCUACUCUUGCACGCCACAGGGAGAAAUGGAAGAUUUACUGGCAUCCAAUCGAGUCACUCGACGAUCGACCGGACUACAGGGUUUCCAGACCUCGUUGCCAAAGUUGGUUGGAGAUCCGUGGAAAGGAGCAUAUUCAAAGCAUGGAUUUUGGUAUAGAUUUCAUGAAGGAAACAAAAUUGGUGGCUUUAUCAUUUGAGCAAGACAAGUACAUGAUGAACUACGAUUACCUGAAAGUCUGGGAAAAAUCGUAUGGUGAAGGAAACGUUCGAAUAUUGAUUGCGAAAAACUUGAAAAAUGACGUGAUGGGCGGAGUGUUGGCUAUUAAAAAAAAGGAAUACACCCAAAUUGGCACAUACUUUGUCAAGGAAGAAUACCGUCACUCUGGAAUCGGAUCGAAGUUGUUUAGAGAAAUUUCAAAAGGCGUUAUCGCAACUUUUCAAGCAAUGCAUCACCUUCUUCCAACAAUUCCAAACUUUGGACUUACGGCACGAUAUGGCCGUUGUUUUAAUCAUGUGAAACUCGACUGUGCCAGUGGUUUUCCGGAUCUGAAGGAAAGCUUAGAAGACUAUAGAGCCAUUCUUGGCGAAGACCUCAGUGAAUCAGAAUGGGCCGCUGUCAUGACUUUUGAUGCGAACGUCAGUGGUGAAGAGCGGCCCAUUCGUGACAUGCUGAAUCUCGAGGAGUCGAAGACGGCUGCUGUCUUUGAUAGAAAGAAUCCGGAAGAGGAUUUCGACUUCGAUCCGGAUUGCUUUGCUAUCUAUCGACGAAGCGUUGAGUUUCUUCUACCGGCUGAGGAAAAAAUGAUGGUUGUGGUCAAGAAACUUCAGGGAGCCGAUGGAAAAUUAACAAGAGAACGAAUGUGGUAUCAGGACGAUGUCAUCAUGUCGAAAACAAUAUUGAUAACGAAUUUGUGUUAG